Messenger RNA from Ooceraea biroi (clonal raider ant), 4933 nucleotides. RefSeq names its product YEATS domain containing 2 homolog D12 (gene D12). NCBI's taxonomy places the organism in Eukaryota, Metazoa, Arthropoda, Insecta, Hymenoptera, Formicidae. The record is from RefSeq and is a predicted model, not a curated record. Gene Ontology annotation, biological process: regulation of DNA-templated transcription.
GUAUUCAACAUGGCGCGGCAGUAUGUAACGCUCUCGUUUCACUCGAGAAUAAAUGACAACAAUGUGGUGUGCCUUCUGUUGGAAUCGGUUUUGACAUUUUGGCAAUUGUGUUAUUAUAUUAUUAUACAAUGUUCGCGGACAAAUUCCAACGUUUUCCUAACUAAAAAAAAUUUGCUAUCUACGAGUAUUGGUCACUUCUGAAAGAACCAAGUGGAGCAGCGUGAUACCGACUAUAACCUCUCCAAAACAUUUCUAGUGAUCUUUUUUUAUACACUUUUAUAAAAAGAAUAGAGAGUGUACUUUAUAAUUUAAAUGCAUAUUCAGUUAGAUAAAGAAAAUAUAUUGAAUUCAGUUUCAUCUAUCAAACAGAUAUUGGUUAAUGUCGUCCUGCAUUUUUACAUGCCGCGUUCAUUCUAACCUAUUUGAAACUAUCACAUAUGUUGAGAUGAGAAUUUAUUUCCUUGAUCAAAGUGUAAGCUAAUAAAUGAGUGCGCCCGAAGAAUCAUUGAGCGAUCAGGAUCCUGAUUAUGUUUCCGCGAUCUCCAAUAAUCAAGCUCAACAGAAGAUUUAUGAGGAAAAUGCUAGGAACACCACCGCGAGAAAAAUAACUGCAAUAGUGGAGAAGGAAUUUUCCCUCGAAAUCGAUUUGAAGGAAAAGGAAGUGUUAGAAAUACAGGAACGACUGCACCAAGCUCUGAAAAUCUUUCAUCUUCUGCGCUACGCCAUAAUUAGUAAUUUCUAUAAUCACAAGCAGUGUCAAGUUUCCCAGACUUCAGAAACGACGAAGCAAACCAGGAUACAUCCUGCGGUCAAGUCGCUGCUCGGCAAGAGUCCCAAACCGAUUUACUGUACAGACUUUGCAGUACCGUCAACAUCAAAGGAUCCUCGAUUCUUAUGCAAUGACGAGUCUCUUGCGUCAGACGCAAAGACGACGACGGACAGUGCGCCUAAGGUCAAGGAAAAUGCAUGCGAGCGUGACAAGGUGCCGCAGGACAAGAAGCGAGCACUGCCAAGCGAGGAGGAAUCUCGGCCCCGGAAGGUGCCACGUUACGUGCCACCGAAGAGCAGUAUACCAGAGACUGUGUGUCCGUCGCGCGGUAACAGCCACAAGGUUCGCGAACGCAUCAUCGUUGGCAACAUCUCCAAGUGGAUCCCCUCGGAUUGGCGGGAAGAUUCAUCUAGUCACAAGUGGACGAUGUACGUGCGCGGCGAUAAGGAUAACGCGGACAUCAGCGCGUACGUCAGCAAGGUGAGGUUCUUCCUGCAUCCCAGUUACCAUCCGAAGGACGUCGUCGAGGUCACGGCGUAUCCGUUUCACUUAUCCAGACGAGGAUGGGGCGAGUUUCCCGUUCGAGUGCAGCUGCAUUUUAAGAAUCCUUUGGACAAACCCAUAGACAUAAUUCACCACCUGAAACUCGACCGCACGUACACGGGAUUGCAAACGUUAGGCUCGGAAACCUUGGUCGACGUGUGGAUCAACACGACGGAGUCUCGUAAUCUCGAGCAGAGCGGCGACAACAAGUCCAUCGAGUCUUCCACUGAUGACGACGUAUCCGUAAAGCUAGAACCCAGCGAAGAAGCGAAAGGCUCUAAGGGAACGUCACGACUCACCGCAGGCACCUUCGAGCGAGCUCGAGUUAAGCAAGAGAUCGUUGAUAAUUCGGAAGUGUGUGAACUGUCCGAUUCAAUGCUGUACUUAACGAAAAACUCCGAAGACGCUAAAAUAAAAUUCGAAUCCAGUAACGGAUUAACUCUGCAGGAGGUGCGUCACUACGUCCAGCUGGAUCACGAUUAUUUUGGUAAGCAGUGUUCAGGUGACUCUUAUCAUUGUAUCGUGAACGAAGGAAACGUGACUAUAGAACACUGUCUGGGAAAUAAUCACGUGUCAGCUGUUGAUUCGCCAGUAAUACCGAUUGCCAGCAGUGAGAAGAAAACGUCGGAUGAUGCGACGGUCGUGCACAGAUUUAAUGGUAGCAUUAAGCCUUCCAGUGACUUGCAAAUUACCGACUCGGUGAUUCCUGAUGUGGCAAAGUCAGAGAGCAUGGUACCUCAAGAGAGCCACAGUCGAGGGAGUCCAAUAUUGUUUGAUUCAAUGACGAUCUCGCAAGCGAAAUACUCGCAACACAAUAGCAACUCGAAAAUUUUGGAAAAUGCUUCAGCGAGAGACGCAACGAAUGCAAUUAAUGGCUUCCGCAAAUCGCCCGACGUCUCUCUCGAUCGAUUAGGCGUACAGAGAGUCCCGGGUUCCUCGAAGUGCAAUUCACAUUUGAGACCAUUAGAGAUUACUAUACCGCCACCGAACGUGCUGGCGCCGUCUAACAAGCACGUCCUUCUUCUGAAGGACAGGAAAUCGAUUCCGCUGGAUGUGACGAGCUUCGUCGCAUCGAGGAAGAAGCUUGUCGACGGCAGUGCGAAAGUUCCUCUCGCGAGGAACAACAACGCAAAGGUAGACGUGCACAUUCCUCACGGUAUAAGCAUCUUAAAGAAGCCGUUCAAUACCACAACGAAUGCGCAGCACGAGGCUGCAGCCAACAACAGCAAGAAGACCGCUGUGCUCACGUUGAAAAAUGCGAACAGUAUUCUGCUGAAUGUUAACGAGGACGUGCCGAUUCUGAAGAUAGUCGAUCCGGCUGAUCCACGGUACAAUUAUAAUCUCACUAACGCGACGAGACUGUGCUCGAGCUCGGAGCCGAGUACCGACAGGCAAGAAUCGUGCGCGCGAUUAGAGAAGCCAACGGUGCAGCGAGCGAAGAUCACGCUGGGCAAGGACAAGCACAAGAUACAGAGCAAGCGUGAUCUGUACGAGGCGGUUCUCCGAUCGAUCGACACCGCGAACAUCACCGACACGGAGGCGCUGAUACGGUACGUUAUACGCCGAUUGCCGAUCGUUACAUCCGACGCCUGCGACUCCGAGUACAAGCGAUUGCACCCCUACGCGUGCCGCAGCGAGGAGGAGUUCUUCGCGUACAACGUCGGCAAGCAGAGAGCCUCGGAGUGGUAUCGCGCGAGGACGAUCAAAUAUUUUCUGCAGAGAAAGUCGAUACCGGCGGAUCAAUUGUGGAGCGUCAAGGAAAUCGUACUGUGGGCGAGAUUACACGGUCACACUCCGAUACGGAGUGCGUUCAACGUGCCGACGACAGCGGUAACGAAGGGACCGCCUGACGCUUCUACCUCCGCGGUUCUCUCCACGUGUACGGACUCCGCCGCGUUACAGAAGUGGCUGCAAGGCUGCCGCAGGCGAGAAUCCAAUCAUCAGUUGGCAGACGGUCACGUCGAUGUCGAAGAGAUCGACGUGGAGGGCGUUGAAGGCGUUCCAGCAUGCAGAACCACGAUUGAUCGGAGAAAAAACGAUGACGUCCAGAGUAGCGGCUGUAGAAGUGCUUCUUCCGCGUUGCUACCGCUUGAACUCGACGAGGGUUUACUGCCGCUUCACAAUUUCGUGUGCGACACCGCGCGAGAUAGCGGCGUCGAGAUCGGAUCGGAGGAAAUCGUCCCUGGUGUCCAGCAUUGCGCAACUAGUCGUGUGAUUAUGCGCGUGAUCGAGUGUUUUGUGGAGGACCUGGCUCGAUCGUCACUGGCGAGAGCUUGGGAAAGAAACAGCAGCGACGAGUGUCCCAAGAGCAUUACGUCGGACGACGUUCGUAGUGCUCUCAUGAGUCGAGAGGAGUUUCAUAUUUUCACAAAUGAAGGCCUGGGCUCGAGGCAGCGGUUGAACGCGACGGAUCCGUCUAGCUUGUGACGCCUAGGAAAUGGCUUUCGAAUUAACAACGAAUUAAUUCAGCGCAAUGAAUCCACGCCCGGGAAAAUGGUAAAUUCCGAUGUUCAAUUCAUCUUAGUUCCAGCCAACUGGAAUUUUAUGACGGUCAAUCUCGUGCUGCAGCCACUGGCGGACUGGCUCGUAAUAGGCUAAGAGCGGCUCCACGCGGUACUUCGAGUGUCCCGUUAUCGUGUGCAGUGCGUAUCUCCAGUCCACGCUGCUCCCAAGCUCCAUUACCGACCUAUCGAAAGUAAAAAGUAAGCCAGACUGCAUCUUUACGCAUUUGUUAUAUGUACAUUUGCAACAUACAUUCUUCCAUAUUCGCAAUAAGAGUUUCAGAUAAAACUUUGUUAUUAAAGACACUCUACGAUUGCCAGGACUUUGACAUAUGUUGUCCAGGUUCAUUAAAGUCCAUUACUCAUGAAACAAAUUAUCAAUAAAGUAUUAUUAACAAGAAGUCAGAUAAAAGGACGUAGUUUUUUUUAAUAGUAUGUACAUUGUAUAACAAGUAAAUAUAUGUACAAGAAGAAAUAAAUUUAUAGUACGUAGGAUAUAAUUGUGGGUUGGAUUAGAUUGGAUCUUUCGCGAUCGGGAAUUUAUAAAAUAAAGAUGGGCGAAACCUGCGUCACCAUAAUUUUAUAACGAAACAAAUAUUUAAAAUUCACAUAGAAUUAUGCAAAAUCAUGGAUCUCACUUUGGAAAUCAUGGGAAGGAGAUCGAUUUUUCGAGGACACAAAUAUUUUUACAAAAAUUAAAACAAAUAAGAAACACAAGAUAGUCACAAAUAUCAUUAAUUAAUAAAUUUUAUAUUAAUUUGUCUAUAAAAUGUACUCAAUUAACGAUAAUAUAUGCGAAUACCGUCAAACGUUUAAUCAUUUUAUUAUCAGUUUUAUUAUCAUUUAAUUUCUUUUUAGCAGUUUGUUAAUUAACUUUAAUUGUAAAGGCUGAAAUCUUUUAAAAGUUACAAUUAUUUUGUUGAGACAAUAUACGUCAACAUCGAGAUAAUCGAAAGAGUUGCUCUAAGAACAAACUUUUAUCGAGUUUUUUUAUUUCGACAACUAGACAACGAGUUUGUUGCAACGUCAUAGAAAAAUUAUUUUUUUACCAUUUCUCUUCUUUUAAUUUGAUGUAAUAAGACAAAUCAGAUUAAAACCACAAUUUUCUAAGUACAUGUAU